Molecule: messenger RNA, 2391 nt
Organism: Aureobasidium musti
Lineage: Eukaryota; Fungi; Ascomycota; Dothideomycetes; Dothideales; Saccotheciaceae
Source: the annotation of a GenBank genome assembly
AUGCUCAAGCCUCCUCCGAUAAGGCCUUGGACAUGUGCCAGAUGCCUCCGCUAUGAACAUCGUCGCCGUCUAGCCACCGCCGCUACCUCCGCGACCUCUCAAUCCGCUUCCGCCCCGCCGCCGCUUGUGUCGCAUCGGGACCCGAAUACGUCGCACCAGGAUGCCACUCUACGCCAGAUCUUCGACUCACAGCCCUUCUGGAAGGAUUUCUCUGCCAGGCAAACUCACCCCUCCAAGAAAUCCCUAGGUCUCUUUCAGAAUCGCUACCUCACCAGACCCGAAGGCUUCGAGCACUUUGCCUCCAUCACUCUCGCAAAAUGCAAGCGCAUAGUCACAAAAGUCCUGGCCUACAGUAGUGUAGAGCAGUACAAGAACAUUGCCAAAGAUCUGGAUCGUCUGAGUGACUUGCUAUGUCGAGUCAUCGACCUUUCCGACUUUGUUCGCUCUACACAUCCAGACAGGAACAUUCAAGCUGCUGCUACUCAGGCAUAUGCUCAGAUGUUUGAGUACAUGAAUGUCUUAAACACAACUACUGGCUUGAACGACCAAUUGAAAGCUGCUCUUGCCAUUCCUGAGGUUGUCGCAUCUUGGAGUGAGNNGGAAGAAUUGACCGUCGCAAAUAUUCUUGCUAGGGACUUUGCGAAGUCUGCUAUUGAUCUGUCCGAUACCGACCGUCAGGCUUUUGUCGAACUUUCCAACGAGAUUGCUGAGGUUGGACCCGAGUUUGUGGAUCAGAUGGUACCAGAGACGCCACUACUUAAGCUUCCUAGCAGCAAGCUGAAGGGUAUGGACCCUCUGGUGGUACGUCAAUUGACUAGAUGGGGCAGUGUUUCAUUACCUACUAUUGGCAUGCCUGCUUCUCUCGCCCUCCGUACUGUAGAAGAUGCAGACACACGACGAGAGAUCUAUAUGGCAAAUCGCACGUCGGCCAGAGCGAACAUUGAACGUCUAGAGCAUCUUUUGCAAAGACGUGCUGAGCUCGCUCGUCUAUCUGGACAUGACUCUUUUGCCCACAUGGCUCUGUCAGACAAGAUGGCGAAAAGCCCAGAAGCCGUGGUGAAGUUCUUGGACGCGCUGGCCGCCGACAAUGCUCCGCGUGUGCAAUCAGAAAUCCAAGAGUUGCUAGAGAUGAAGAAUUCUGAUGCUCGUAGUGGUAACUUCCCUGGUGAACUUAAUGCAUGGGACAGAGAUUACUAUCAACAUCGCCUCUUAUCAUCUAUGAGGUCAAAGACCCGCACUCCGGAUGUGCUUUCAGCUUACUUUUCACUUGGUACCGUCAUGCAAGGCUUAUCACGCCUCUUCCACCGUCUCUAUGGUAUCCGUCUAGUGCCAAAGGAGACCGCUCCUGGCGAGACCUGGAACAACGACGUGCGGCGUCUCGAUGUCAUUGACGAUCGUGAAGGCCACGUCGCAGUCAUCUACUGCGAUCUUUUCGAACGAGCUGGCAAGUCUCCCAAUCCAGCUCACUUCACCCUGCGUUGCAGCCGCCGCAUUCUCCCCGACGAACUGGAAGAAGCAGAAGCCCUGCGAAACGCAACAGGUGAUCUCUUCGACACUGCACAAGAAGCCGCCACAGACGGCUUAGCAAUCAACAAAUCCAACACUGAUAAAAACGAAUUGUACCAACUGCCCACCAUCGCAUUGAUUUGCGACUUCGCCAUCCCGCAANNGGGGGGAGCCACUAAACGACCUGCCUUACUCACAUUCAGAGAAGUCCAAACACUCUUCCAUGAAAUGGGUCAUGCACUCCACUCUAUCUGCGGCCGCACAGCGCUUCAAAAUGUCAGUGGAACACGCUGCGCCACCGAUUUCGCAGAACUGCCUUCAGUGCUGAUGGAGCACUUUGCUUCUGCACCAGAAGUUUUGGCCUUAUACGCCCGUCACUGGGAAACAGACAAACCACUUGAUGCAACACGUGUUGCCGAAAGAGUAAACCUAGACACACACAGCCAAGGCACAGAAACCGAAGCACAGAUCUUACUAGCUAUGCUGGAUCAAACCUACCACUCCAAACUUCCCUUGAACCAAUCCUUCGACUCUACUCGCACCUACCACGAUGUAUGGCACAAAUACUCAUCUCUUCCCGAACCUUCCGGCACAUCUUGGCAAGGCUUUUUCGGACAUUUGUUUGGCUAUGGCGCUACAUACUAUUCCUAUCUNUUUGAUCGCGCCAUUGCAGGAAAGAUCUGGAAAGAUGUGUUUAAGAGAAGUAAUAUNGGGGCUGUGGAUCCAGAGGCCGGAGCAAGGUUUAGAGAUGAGGUGUUGAGACAUGGAGGNGGUAGGGAUGGAUGGCAUUGUGUUGCUGGUGUGUUGAAGGAUGANAGGGGGUUGCUUGCUGAAGGUGGUGAAGAGGCUAUGGGUAUGGUUGGGCAGUGGGGUGUUAAAGACUAG